Schizosaccharomyces japonicus yFS275 is the source of this 1566-nucleotide messenger RNA. RefSeq names its product acetyl-CoA hydrolase. Lineage: Eukaryota; Fungi; Ascomycota; Schizosaccharomycetes; Schizosaccharomycetales; Schizosaccharomycetaceae. The record is from RefSeq and is a predicted model, not a curated record. Bases 1 to 1566 code for a protein of 521 amino acids. Gene Ontology annotation, molecular function: acetyl-CoA hydrolase activity; acetate CoA-transferase activity; CoA-transferase activity. Gene Ontology annotation, biological process: acetate metabolic process. The transcript has a single exon.
AUGACAACUCAACUCUUGUCUCGCAUUGCUUGUAAAUCUUUGCUUCCGAAGGUUGUCGCACAACCUGAACAACUCCUGCCAACCUUGCUGAAAAGUAAGAGUAUCGGAUGGUCUGGCUUCACCGGAGUAACAUAUCCCAUUCGUGCCUUGCAGCCGUUGCUGGAUUAUGCUGAACAAAACCGAUUGCCACAAGUAGACCACAAAUAUGACCUGUUUGUUUGUGCUUCCGGUGGAACGAUUACCGAAUCUAAAAUGGCAGAAUUAGGACUGAUUUCAAGCCGUGUGCCUUAUCAAGUUAGCAAGUCUGUGAGCAAGAAAAUUAAUUCGGGAGAAAUUGCAUUCACAGACACACACCUGGGUAUGUUUCCACAGGAGAUGCAGUACAAUCAUUAUCGACGAAUGAAUAAUGGUCGCAUUGAUACCGUUGUUGUCGAAGCCUCGGCUAUUAAGGAAGAUGGUAGCAUUGUUCCUGGAGCGUCCAUUUGCGUAACACCAGAGCUUGUUCAGCUGGCCGACAAAGUAAUCAUUGAAGUCAAUACGCAGAUUCCCAGCUUCGAAGGCUUCCACGAUGUAGUUACGCUGCCACUCCCGCCGCACAGAACGCCUUUACGCGUUUCAAGUCCUUCUGAUCGCAUUGGGCAAACUUCGAUUCCUUGUCCCCUCUCCAAGGUUGCCGGUAUCAUUGAAGGCUCCAGCGGUUUAUUUAUUAGUGCGAAUGCUAAAGGCGAUGCGGCAACCAAAGCCAUCGCCGGAUGGAUUGUCGAGUUUCUUGAACAUGAAGUCCAAAUGGGGCGCUUACCGGAAGCGCUUCUUCCCCUCCAGUCAGGAAUUGGUAAAAUAGCCAACUCCGUUAUUGAAGGACUCGACCAGUCCAACUUUAAGAACGUUUCUGUGUGGACCGAGGUGCUACAGGAUGGGUUUUUACCUUUGUUUGACUCGAACAAAAUUAGUGUUGCCUCUUCCACGUCCAUCAGAUUGUCAACUGAGGGUUUUGAACACUUUUUCAACAACUGGGACUUUUACAAGUCUCGGAUCAUUCUUCGGCAACAAUCCAUUACUAAUAGUCCUGAGAUUAUACGCCGUCUGGGUUGUAUUUCUCUUAACACGCCUUUGGAGCUGGAUAUUUAUGGUCAUGCAAACAGCACAUGUGUCAAUGGCAGUAGAAUGCUGAAUGGAUUGGGUGGUUCAGGCGACUUUUUGAGAAAUGCAAAGCUGUCAAUUAUGCAUACUAUGUCCACAAGACCAACAAAAUCUGAUCCUUUGGGCAUUUCGUGCAUUGUACCUCGUGUGACACAUGUCGAUCACACGGAACAUGACAUGGACAUAUUUGUUACCGAACAAGGUUUAGCUGACUUGCGUGGAUUGUCACCAAAAGAACGUUCAAUUGAGAUAAUACGCAAGUGCGCACAUCCUGCCUACCAACCAAUCUUGUUCGACUACUUCCAACAAGCUGAACAGAAGUGUCUCAAACGAGGAUGUGCUCACGAGCCUCACAUGCUUGACAAAAUCUUUAAGAUGCACGAACACUUGGAGACUGACGGGACGAUGAGAAUUCAAAAGUGGUAG